Molecule: messenger RNA, 846 nt
Organism: Canis lupus familiaris (dog)
Lineage: Eukaryota; Metazoa; Chordata; Mammalia; Carnivora; Canidae
Product: basic proline-rich protein-like
Exons: 1
Coding region: 1-846 (281 amino acids)
Source: RefSeq, a predicted model, not a curated record
AUGCUUCUCAGCCGGGCCUCAGGGCAGCCUCUGAUGCUGCGAGACCUAGAACCCCCGCGCCUUCGCCGGAGACGAGAGGCCAAGAAGAAAGCCCGCGGCCUGCGCCGAGACGGUCCCGCCCCAAACGCAAGCCCCUCCCCCUGCAGGGAUCCCCGCCCACGGGAACCCCCCGGGAACCCCGCCCCCAGGGAACCCCGCCCCCAGGGAACCUCACCCCUCCACGGGAACCCCGACCCCACGGGAACCCCGACCCCCCGGGAACCCCGACCUCCAGAGAACCCCGCUCCCCGGGGACCCCGACCCCAGGGAACCCCGCCCCCAGGGAACCUCACCCCUCCACGGGAACCCCGCCCCCUGGGAACCCCGACCCCACGGGAACCCCGACCUCCAGAGAACCCCGCCCCCCACGGGGACCCGCCCCCAGGGAACCCCGCCCCCAGGGAACCUCACCCCUCCACGGGAACCCCGCCCCCCGGGAACCCCGACCCCACGGGAACCCCGCCCCCCGGGAACCCCGACCCCCACGGGGACCUCGACCCCACGGGAACCCCGCCCACGAGAACCUCACCCCUCCACGGGAACCCCGCCCCCCGGGAACCCCGACCCCACGGGAACCCCGACCUCCAGAGAACCCCGCCCCCCGGGGACCCCGCCCACGAGAACCUCACCCCUCCACGGGGACCCCGACCUCCAGGGAACCCCGACCCCAGGGACCCGCCCCCGGGGAACCCCGCCGGCCACAGAACCGCUUUCCAGCUCCGCCCUCCUGGUCCCCACGGGCGUCGGGACAACCAGGUCCUUAUGGGUCCCUCGAUGGCUGUAGCCCCGGGCGGCGGGCCCCACUAA